This is a messenger RNA of Lycium barbarum (goji berry), 1280 nucleotides long. Its product is annotated as serine carboxypeptidase-like 42. The transcript has 8 exons. Gene Ontology annotation, molecular function: serine-type carboxypeptidase activity. Gene Ontology annotation, biological process: proteolysis. The record is from RefSeq and is a predicted model, not a curated record. Lineage: Eukaryota; Viridiplantae; Streptophyta; Magnoliopsida; Solanales; Solanaceae. Bases 223 to 798 code for a protein of 191 amino acids.
GGGGGGGGUUGCGACCAUUCUUUCCCACAGGUGAUGGUCGAGGUCUUCGAAGAAAUUCAAAAUCAUGGAAUAAAGCUGGAGUAGGCCGGUCAUACUCAAAUACAAGUUCAGACUACAACACUGGUGAUGCAAAAACUGCAAUGGAUAUGCAUUUAUUCAUGGAGUGGGUGAAGAAAUUCCCGGCAUUCAAAUCAAGGGAACUAUAUCUCACAGGAGAAAGUUAUGGAGAUUGGGAAUCCACUUCUGAGACUUGAUCGUGAUCUUCCUGCAACCUAUGAAUGUUUUUGGUCUCAUGGGAUGAUUUCUGAUGAAGUAGGCCUAGCAAUUAUGAAUCAGUGUGACUUUGAUGAGUGUACCUUUGGCAGUCCACACAACGUUUCUCAAGCAUGCAAUAAUGCCAUAUCUGAAGGAAACACCAUUGUUAGUGAAUAUAUAAAUAAUUAUGAUGUGAUUCUUGAUGUGUGCUAUCUGUCCAUCAUGGAACAAGAGCUGCGAUUAAGGAAAAUGGCUACUAAAAUGAGUGUAGGUGUUGAUGUGUGCAUGAGCUAUGAAAGGCGCUUCUAUUUUAACCUUCCGGAGGUUCAGAAAGCCCUUCAUGCAAAUAGGACAAACUGGCCUGAUAGCUGGUCGAUGUGCAGCCGUGUUCUGAGUUACAGUGACACAGAUGGAAACAUCAAUAUUCUUCCAUUGCUUAAAAGAAUAGUUGAAAACAUUAUUCCUGUUUGGAUUUUCGGUGGAACCAAGAUUCUGUUGUGCCAUUGCUUGGCUUCAGACCCUUGUACGCAAGCUAGCUCUUGACACAGGGUUCAAGAUCACAGUCCCAUAUGGAGCUUGGUUUCACAAAGGGCAGGUGGGGAGGUUGGCAAACAGAGUAUGGCAACUUGUUGACCUUUGCCACUGAAAGAGGUGCUGCAUAUAUGGUACCAUAUGCACAACCUGCAAGGGCUUGGCAUCUGUUUAGUUCGUUUAUACGUGGCCGGAGGCUCCCAAACAACACACGUCCCUCCAUCGAUGACUGAGAAAAAUCCUCUAAUGAGCACUUUAAAGUAGGUUAUAGUUCUAUAGUUACUUUCAGUGUGGGUGAAUAUUAGGGACUUCCUGUAGGAAAUACAAACAGGAAAGAAGCAAAAUCAUUGCUUGCAUUGGUAAUUGGCUUUGAAGUAGCUGAAGGUUUUCGAGAGUUGUAACUUUUCUCAUGUCAAUUUGAUAAAAAAAAUGUUUUGAAAUGCUGGUCACAUUUUACACAGUUGGACUCUCGAAAAGUGAAACAUGAAACUAAU